Molecule: messenger RNA, 420 nt
Organism: Rotaria sordida
Lineage: Eukaryota; Metazoa; Rotifera; Eurotatoria; Philodinida; Philodinidae
Source: the annotation of a GenBank genome assembly
AUGCUGCUUCUAUUCAUUUUAUCUUUUUUUGUCCUUUCUCUUCAUUCAUUAAAUGGUGCCAGUAAUCGAUUUCGUCGUCAAGCAAAUGGUUGUGGUCCAGUUACCUUGAACAUCGAUACAUUUCUUAGAAAUAUUGGUGAAGAUGUUUUAAUUGUAUGUUGUAAUGAACACGAUCUAUGUUACGACACAUGUGGUAAAACACAAAUGAUAUGUGAUACUACAUUUCUACAUUGUAUGAUUGAAGCAUGUCAACAUUCAUUGUCAUCAUCGAAUAUUAACCGUUGUCAAAAUGUUGCUCGUAUUCUUUUUUGGUUUGUAUUUUUCGGUGGCCAAUCUUCAUAUCAACAAGCACAACAACAACAUCAUUGUACUAUAUCAAAGCAAAUAAAAAACAAUACUUUAGUUGAAACUGUAAAAUAA